This is a messenger RNA of Lactuca sativa (garden lettuce), 1378 nucleotides long. Its product is annotated as clavaminate synthase-like protein At3g21360. Gene Ontology annotation, molecular function: oxidoreductase activity. Lineage: Eukaryota; Viridiplantae; Streptophyta; Magnoliopsida; Asterales; Asteraceae. The record is from RefSeq and is a predicted model, not a curated record.
CAUGCCAAGUAUCCCACUCCACUCCACCCCAAACACAAACACACAAUCGAAAUGGGUUCCGGCAAAUUCUUUAGAGAAAUAGAAUUACCUCAACAAAAACCCGACGGCGAUGGUGCUCUCUUCCCGGCGGUGUUAACCCCAAUCUCCAACACUGAUUUUACUACAAAAGCAAAACUCAGUGGGUUUGAAGAAGCGAUUAAAGCUCACAAGCCAUGGCUGGAGUCUCUUCUCCAGAAAAGAGGUGCUAUCCUCUUCCGAGGCUUCCCUGUUACCUCCACUUCCGACUUCAAUGACAUUGUCGAAGCUUUUGGCUUCCCCGAAGCCUUCUAUGUCGGUGGCCGAGCCCCUAGAACCCAAAUUCUCGGCCGGGUUUACACCACCAACGAAGCUCCUCAAGAUAAGACAAUUCCUUUCCACCACGAGAUGGCCUAUGUUCCAGACUACCCAUCGAAGUUAUUUUUCUUUUGUGAAGAAGCACCACUAGCUGGAGGAGAAACUCCAAUAGUUUUAAGCCAUAUCAUAUAUGAUAAGAUGAAAGAGAAGCACCCAGAGUUCGUUGCAAAACUAGAGGAGCAUGGAGUCAUUUAUACAAAAAUAAUGACAGACGAUAACCAACAGUCAUCCUUCACCGGCAGCGGGUGGAAGUCGGCGUACAUGACCACCGACAAGAAAGUAGCAGAAGAAAGGGCGGAGAAGCAAGGAACAAAGUUGGAAUGGCUGGAGAAUAAUUCUGUAAGAACUAUCACCGGUCCGGUGCCGGCGGUGAAGUUUGACAAGGGAAGUCAACGGAAAACAUGGUUCAAUAGUCUGGCAAAUAGUUAUGGAGGCCCAGCGAACCCUGAACUCUAUGAUCCGAAUAGAUCUAUUGAGAUUGGAAAUGGUGAACCUCUUUCGGAUGAAGCCAUGGCAGACUGUUUGAGAAUUUUGGAUGAAGAGUGUGUUGCGAUUCCUUGGAAGAAAGGUGAUGUUAUGCUUGUUAAUAAUUUGAUGGUUCUUCACAGCCGCAAGCCACUCAUAACGCCACCACGCCGUGUUCUCGUAUCCCUUUGCAAGUGAGGGAGAUUAAAGAUCCGUGAAUGAUUCAACAUUCAAGAAAGAAAGAAAGAGAAGAAAAGCAUGGUGUAUUUUGCAGCUUUCAAUUUGCUCAUAAAUAUUUGUUUUUUUUUUUUUUUUUGGUAUUCUUGGUUUGUGUAAUACUCUGUUAAAAUAAAACAGCAUCGAUCGAUCCUUGUGGGUUGAUGCCAGGUGGGUGGAGAUGAUGAUGUAAAAUGUUAUACGUGGUCCAAAAUUCUUCUGUUUGUUUGUGGUGUUAUUAAUUAUGAAUGUAAUGUAAUAUCGUCAUUGGUGUUUUAUAGUAAUAAACUAUCAUUUCAUUAAA